Bolinopsis microptera is the source of this 1268-nucleotide messenger RNA. Its product is annotated as motile sperm domain-containing protein 2-like. Lineage: Eukaryota; Metazoa; Ctenophora; Tentaculata; Lobata; Bolinopsidae. The transcript has 6 exons. Gene Ontology annotation, cellular component: endomembrane system; endoplasmic reticulum-endosome membrane contact site. The record is from RefSeq and is a predicted model, not a curated record. The coding region runs from base 20 to 745 and encodes 241 amino acids.
UAUAUAGCAUUAGAUAACCAUGGCAGCAGCACCCAUCGCCAAGGAUGUAGCCGACGAGAUCAGAAACAAGUUUACCGCCCUGGCAACAGACGCCUCAAAAUACUACGAGGCGGAUUUGGAGCGCAUCAAGACAGAUGAUAAACUAGUAUCACGCUUCCUGGCGCAUCAACGAGAUGGCAAACCUGGCAAACCGAAUGACAAAGAUGAGACCGCCAAGAUGAUCGAGAGUGUAUUUACGUGGAGGAAGGUGAACUCUGUGAGAGAUCUUGACUUCUCCAAGGACCCGGACCAUGUGCUAACCUCCAUGUACUUCAGGGGACAAGAUCUUGAUGGUGCUGAUGUUCUGUGGGUAGAGCCCAAGUACUUUGACAAGACAAAGAGGGCUGAGUUUGAGAAGUACCUGAUGUGGCUGGUAGAGAAUAGACCGGGGGAGGCGGACAGUUCACAGAUCACUAUCGUGCUAGCACUAGGCGACGUUGGGUUGACUGAGGUUGAUGUUGAGUUUAUAAAGUACUUUAUCAACAUAUUCAUGUACUACACAGCUGACGUAAUGAAGAAAAUGAUAAUCCACAAUAUGCACUGGUUGCUGAACGGUGUGUGGAAGCUAGUUAGUGUUAUGCUUUCUGAGGGGGCCAAAAAACGAGUCCUAUUCCUCAAGAACAAGGAGGUUAACAAGCAUAUUCCUGAAGCAAGCGUACUGGCCUGCGUUGGGGGUCCUGAUCCUUUUAGAUAUCAAGCUGCUUAGUAGGAAUUAAUUAGCUUUACACGAUAUAAUUAAUUGGCUGGUUCAACUUUUGGUGCUCUGUUUAUGUUAAUCUUGCUUUAUUGUGCGAACUUAUUUGAUUGUAUACAGUAUGUGAACAUAUUAUACAUUCGUCACUUUCAACAGUUUUGAUGCGAAGGAGUAAAAUGUAUAGUGUUUGAUGUGUAUUCUUACUGAAAUGAAUGGAAAUAUCUGAUCCUAUUAGGCUUGGUAUAAUAAAUUAUUUAUUGGGGAGAUAUAUUGAGAUAUAUUGAGAUAUAUAUAUAUUGAAUCGGGACGGCUUUCUCAUGUUUUGUUAUAGAAACGAGUUCUAAGAGUCAUCACAGAUUUGUUUGUAUCACUAAUAAAGAAUUUAAAACUACGCAACUUUACGUCGUUUCUGGUUCAUAUUUGAUUUAUUACUCAUUCGAUCAUUUUUUCUGGGAAACUAAUAUUUAUUGAUUCACUCGUGAUACUGUAUGUUGAUUGCUUUGCCAUGUGUUGCUGAAUUGGAAACUUUUAAGAA